AGUUCACCAUUCCCUGUUCCUCCUCCAUUCAGCAUCAGGUCUCUGUGCUCUUCCUCUUGCUUGCUCCAGCAAAGGCUUUGUCAAUACUCCAGCAAGAUGUGCUCUCGUGGGCCCUGCCACAGCCAUGAAACAUCCUGCCAUGGAUCCCGGUCUUCCUGCCACAGAUCCCACUCCUCCUGCCACGACUCGGAGUCCUCCUGCCAUUACACCAUCCAGAGGCAGCCUGUGCAGAAAUACACCUACGUGACACCCUGCUGCCCCCCUGUGCAGCCCUAUUGCCCCCCCGUGCAGCCCUACUGCCCACCCAUGCAGCACUAUUUUCCCCCAGCCCCGUACUGCUCCCAGUACACCAAGAACAUCUGCAAGCUGCCGCCGACAUGCCCCAAGUACUAACAGCAGGAUCUGGCCCCGGCACCUGGACCCACCGGCUCGCUCCUCCCUUGGACGCUGUGGCCACAGAUCAUCUCAUCCUUACAGAAAUCCCUGGGUCUCUGCCAUGUGCAUCACCGCUGAUCUGGAUGAAAUGUUCCUCUAAUUAUCAUUCAAGAUGUCAUUCUUUCUAAUUAUUCAGGAAAUGUCCUUUCUAAUUAUUCAGCAUGUAAUUACUGUUGGGAAUCUUUCUAUGCCGUGCACUUCUGUUUCAGACUCAUUUGGGUGUGGGAAAGAAUAAAUCUUACAAGUCAUGAGA
Messenger RNA from Tyto alba (common barn owl), 688 nucleotides. Its product is annotated as putative small proline-rich protein 5. Lineage: Eukaryota; Metazoa; Chordata; Aves; Strigiformes; Tytonidae. Bases 97 to 393 code for a protein of 98 amino acids. The record is from RefSeq and is a predicted model, not a curated record. The transcript is spliced from 2 exons.